AUCGCGGCGCCCACCCGGGGGAUGGGAGGGUGUCGUUAGUGCCGGUGCCUGGAGUUUCCUUCGGGAAUGGGUUAAUCUGUUGGCGUUGGAUGAGCAGAUGCCUGCACACCACGGUGAGGUUUCUGAGGAAGACUGGAACUGAGCAGAGGUGGUUGGAGCGGCACUUGAAGGAUCCCUUUGUCAAGGCGUCGAAGCAGCAGCAUUACCGUUGCCGAAGUGCCUUCAAGUUGCUGGAAAUUGAUAACAAGCUCUGUGUUCUUCGUCCAGGACUUUCUGUUCUCGACUGUGGAGCAGCACCUGGUGCUUGGAGCCAGGUUGCUGUAGAGAGGGUCAAUGCUUUAGGUACUGAUCCUGCUGUCCCCACCGGCUUCGUGCUUGGCGUUGACCUCCUGCGGAUUUCUCCUCUGGAAGGAGCGGUUUUCCUGUCGGAGACUGACAUCGCAGACCCCAGCGCACUGAGGACGAUCCAGAGCCUGCUUCCCUUAGGGAAGGCAGAUGUCAUCCUGAGUGACAUGGCACCCAACGCGACAGGCAUUAAAGAACUGGAUCAUCAGAAGCUGAUCAGUCUGUGUUUAGGCCUUCUGAAUAUAUGCCAAAGCAUUUUAAAGCCGAAAGGAACGAUGCUCUGUAAAUUCUGGGAUGGAUCUGAGGCCCGUCUUCUGCAAAACAGACUGAAGGGACAGUUCUGGGAUGUGAGAACUAUAAAGCCUCAGGCCAGCCGGAAGGACUCUGCGGAAUCUUAUUACUUGGCAAGGCUGUACAGGGGGAAAUGAAAGUCAAGAACUGCAGAUUCUCAGACAUUGAUUGGAAAUCUGAAUUUAGUGGGUGUUUAAAGAAAAAUCCCACCGUUAAGACCCUGGGAAAAUUUGCUACUCUUCUUGAAGUCCAUCAGGCUUUUUAAAUACCUGUGGACGAAAUGGUUUGGAAUGGAGAGGAAUAGUCCAAAAGGCAACCUCUGGGGCUGGAGUAGUGGAAAUGAAAAUAAAACGCUGAUUAUAUGUGUUUUUAAUGUGUGCUUGAAAA
Corvus hawaiiensis (hawaiian crow) is the source of this 1023-nucleotide messenger RNA. RefSeq names its product mitochondrial rRNA methyltransferase 2 (gene MRM2). The record is from RefSeq and is a predicted model, not a curated record. The coding region runs from base 90 to 773 and encodes 227 amino acids. The transcript is spliced from 3 exons. Gene Ontology annotation, cellular component: mitochondrion. Gene Ontology annotation, biological process: RNA methylation. Gene Ontology annotation, molecular function: rRNA (uridine-2'-O-ribose)-methyltransferase activity. NCBI's taxonomy places the organism in Eukaryota, Metazoa, Chordata, Aves, Passeriformes, Corvidae.